AUGCCUCCGGCUCCGGCUCCACCAGCUGCAGUAUCUGCUUUAGCCUUGAUACCACCUCCCACGCCUUCGCAGGGUCCCCUGACAUAUCGUGAGCGACUGGCACAGUUCCGCAUACUAGAGGAGAAGAGGAUCGAACUCAUCGAGGAAUUAUUGGACAAGCUCGAGAAGACUGAAGCACGGCUUGCACAGACCGAACUCGAUCUCAACUCGGAACAAAAUGUCCGUCGAACGCUGCAAGCUGAGGUCCAUGAGGCGAAGACAAGGGAGGACGCACUGGCACAAAAACAGGCUAAACGUCCUUUCGUGUUGGUGCUGAUAGAUGUAGAUGCUGAGGGCUUCCUCUUCCAAGACAAGUACAUUACCAAAAAGGCCCAAGGUGGCGAGGCUCUAGCAGAUGAGCUUCUUAUCCGUACACGAGAAUACCUCAGACCACAAUUCGAAGAUGCAGACAACUUGGACAUCAUUGUACGAGUAUAUGCGAACCUCGAAGGUCUAGCGAAGUAUCUGGUACGGCAAGAUAAGAUCAGCAACCUGGGAUCUCUGCGUGCUAUGUCAACUUCGUUCAGUGGCCGCAUAGCAAGCUUCGAUUUUGUGGAUGUUGGUGUCGGUAAAGAAGGCAGUUCUGGUCGAAAGAUUCGAGAGAACCUCUCAUUCUUCACAGCAAACUCCCAUCUGCGACAUGUCAUUGUUGGGUGCUCGCCUACCGAUCUGCCUGCUGCUCUCCUAUCGAUGCUUCCUCUCGAUAGAGUUACAUUGAUCGAGUCAUUGCCACUUCCUGCCGCGCUUACCACACUACCUCUGAAAGUCACGAAAUACUCGACGGUAUUUCCUGCACCACCACCACCACCAAAGUCGCCUCGGCCAACCGGCCGCAAUGGGCCCCAACUCCAGCUCAUGCAGCAAGACGACGAUAGUGGAGGCCAGACAUGGCUCGUCAUACAGCCAGAGCGAAGCGAUAGCAACAGCAGGCACCGUGAUUCCAAGCGGCGAGGCAGAAGCGAGGAUGAAGCAUCCAAUAUUAGCAUUUCGAUAGGUCCUGACAACAGCGUCAGUGUCGAUAGCGGUCACAGCAGGCGGAUCAUGAGGUGA
This is a messenger RNA of Didymella exigua CBS 183.55, 1089 nucleotides long. RefSeq lists its product as uncharacterized. The coding region runs from base 1 to 1089 and encodes 362 amino acids. The transcript has 5 exons. NCBI's taxonomy places the organism in Eukaryota, Fungi, Ascomycota, Dothideomycetes, Pleosporales, Didymellaceae. The record is from RefSeq and is a predicted model, not a curated record.